AUGUUGGGACCUGCACGAUCUGGCAAAGCCUUGCUGUUCGCCAUCCUCACAACGGCGCAUUAUGUGCUGGGACAAGGAUGCGAAUCUCUGCGGAUCAAAUCACCCGCAGACGCAGAGGCAGCGCGCAACUGUCCGGAGAUUUUCGGAGACGUCAUCAUUUACUACAAUCAAACAGCGAUUAAUCUCGACGGAGUCAAAGUCGUUCAUGGAUACAUAGCAACCCAUUGCCCAGAAUCGGGUCCAGCUUGCGACGGCCAUGACUACAUGGAGACCUUUUCCUCCAAUACUCUGACGACCGUGAAUGGAAACGUAAACUUUGGAGCGAGUUACGUACUCAAAAACAUCCCAUUGCCGCAACUAGCUACGGUAAAAGGAAUGUUCACGGUUUCCGGCCUUUGGAGUAUCAAAAACCUUGACAUCUCCAGUCUCGACACACUUGGCGGCCUAAUUAUUAAUGCCCCUGGACUCGAAAAUAUGAAACAUACCGCGGUUCGGGCCGUGACAGGGUUUGGCGAUCCCAAAAGCAGGGAAAUCUAUCUUCAAGUCUCAAGUCUCAAGUCUUUGGGAAACUUCUUUGAACAACCAAUCACGGUUGAUGCUGUCACGAUUGAGGGAACCAAGGAUUAUGAUCAUCUCGACUACGGCUUCGCCGAGACAGGAUCUCUGGUCCUCAGGGGUUCACCACUUCAAGCAAGUGUGCCCUCCAGUAGCAACAUGACAAUUACAUUUGGAGGUUCUCAGGCACGAGAGAUAACCAUCGGGAAACUCGAUUCGUACGGUGGCUUGGGCGGCGUGCAGCUCUCGCCAGAGCUCAAUAAGUUGUCUGUAGGGUCUUUUGCGAGCAACCUGGACAAAUAUGGGCAGCUACAUCUUCCUUUCGAUCAGCUUGGUUCUCUUACUUUGAAGUCCAAUCAAGACCUACAGUGGCUUUCCAAUACCCCCAAGGCAGAAAACUGGGUUGAUUUCAGCUUGAGAAUUCAAGACACUCCGAGAUUGAACAUCACGUCCGAAUACAACUAUUCCUCUAAUGGGGAACAGAAAAAAGUCUGGUAUUGGCCACAUGCCGAUAUUGGAACUAUCAAGAUUGAUGCCAACGUCACUAACGCCUUUUUCGAAUCUUUUUUGCAAGAUCGAUCCAAUUCUUCCAACCCUGAGUCCCGGCCAAAGGUCUUAGAUGAGUUUAACCUUUCCGGGGACAGCAAGGAAGACAUUGAUUGCCGACCCUUCAAUGCCCUGUCUGAACAGAGUGUCCUCCCCUCGGUAUCCAGUAAGAAUUACACUUGCUAUGGCCUAGAAGGGCUAUCGUCAGACGGAAGCCUUACCACGGGCUCCAGUGGGGACUCCUCCAAGUCGUCCGCUGGACCUGCAGCUGUCGCAAUGUCGUGGAAAGGUUUUCUGGCAUUUGGCACAACUGUUUUGGUCGCGGGUUUUCUUUGA
Colletotrichum truncatum is the source of this 1437-nucleotide messenger RNA. RefSeq lists its product as uncharacterized. NCBI's taxonomy places the organism in Eukaryota, Fungi, Ascomycota, Sordariomycetes, Glomerellales, Glomerellaceae. The record is from RefSeq and is a predicted model, not a curated record.